This is a messenger RNA of Dendronephthya gigantea, 1656 nucleotides long. RefSeq lists its product as uncharacterized. Gene Ontology annotation, biological process: deoxyribonucleotide biosynthetic process. The transcript is spliced from 2 exons. Gene Ontology annotation, cellular component: cytosol. The record is from RefSeq and is a predicted model, not a curated record. The coding region runs from base 1 to 1656 and encodes 551 amino acids. Lineage: Eukaryota; Metazoa; Cnidaria; Anthozoa; Malacalcyonacea; Nephtheidae. Gene Ontology annotation, molecular function: ribonucleoside-diphosphate reductase activity, thioredoxin disulfide as acceptor.
AUGCGGGGAAGACUAGUUGUUGAUCAAAAACUACUAAAAGAACAUUAUUUAAAUAAUCAACGAGGUGGUAAUAUUGCGGGAUUUCGUGGUGCACGCAUGCAGAGGGGUUAUGGUAUUGGUGGAAUUUUCAAGAGCAUUGCGAGGUUUGCUAUUCCGCUUUUUAAGCAAGGAGCAAAAGCGGUGGGUAAAAGGGCACUACAAGCGGCGACAGAAGUAGGUCAGGAUGUACUUCAAGGAAAGAAUAUUUCGAAGUCAAUAAAAGCCCGUGGGAAACAAGCUGUCACUGAUGUCGCCGAUAAAGCUGUCAAGAAAUUGAUGACUGGUAGUGGACAGAAAAAAGAUUCGUGUAUGUGUUCCAAAUCUGAACUUGAACUAUUUUCUGUACCACCGACGCAAGUAGAAAUGGAAAAAGGAUUUUGGGAGGAUAUUGAUCCUGUCACAAGCAUAACAGCCUCUGACACAAUUGAAUUCCUUUGCGCAGCAAACUCCGGAGUUUAUAUCGAUUUAGCAAACAGUUACCUACACGUUAAAGCAAAGAUUACAAUGCCAGAUGGUGCAAACGUUGCUCAAGAUGUCCAGGUCGGUCCUGUGAACCUAUGGAUGCAUGCACUGUUCUCACAAGUAGAAGUGUUCCUAAACAAUAAAUUGGUAACACCAUCCAGCACGGCCUAUCCUUACCGAGCUUAUAUGGAAACUAUCCUGAACUUUAGCAAGGAUGCCAAGGAUUCUCAUCUCACCUCUGCUUUAUUUUACAAAGAUAGUGCGGGAAAAAUGGACAAUGUAAACCCGCUAGCUCUUCAAGCAGAUGUGAAUACAGGUCUAAAAGAACGUCAUACACAUACUCGUGGGAGUAGAUCUGUUGCUAUGGAAGGCAGGCUACAUUCGGAUCUAUUCGCACAAGAGCGCUAUAUUCUCGGGGCUGUUCCAAUAAAGAUUAAACUGGUUAGAUCACGAAACCCUUUUUGUCUAGUCUCAUCUGCUGAGGACCCAAGUUUCAAAGUAGUUAUUGAGGAAUGUGUAUUUCGCGUGCGACGCGUCAACGUAUCGCCAAGUGUAAUAAUAAACCAUUCCCAAGCCCUACAACAUACGACGGCCAAAUAUCCGAUCAAUCGCGUCGAAUGUAAAGUUGUCACUGCCCCCCGAGGAAACAUGUCGGGAAAUCAACCCAAUAUAUUUCAAGGUAUUCUACCAAAUCGUAUCGUUGUUGGUAUGGUCGAUGCAGAUGCGUUCAAUGGUAAUUAUGCAAAGAACCCGUUCAACUUCAAGAACUACGACAUCACAAAUUUUGGGCUGAAUGUAAACGGUGAAAACCUACCUGGAAAACCAUUUCAACUAAAAUUUGCGAGUGCAAGAGGAAGUAACUACAUUUCAGCGUUCCAAACACUGUACGCUGGGACACAUAAAAUGUUUGAAAAUCAGGGCAAUGGUAUAACUCGUGAAGAAUAUGCAGACGGUUUUACACUGUUUGUGUUCGAUCUCACUCCAGACCUGUGCCUUGGUGAUCAUGCACAACCAAUUAGAAACGGAAAUGUCUCGAUCGAAUGCCAGUUUGGAACGGCCUUGGAGGCGGCUAUAAAUAUUGUGGUGCUUGGUGAAUUUCAAAGUCUUAUCGAAAUUGACGCGAACAGGAACGUGCUGUGUGACUUCACUAACUGA